Molecule: messenger RNA, 447 nt
Organism: Marmota flaviventris (yellow-bellied marmot)
Lineage: Eukaryota; Metazoa; Chordata; Mammalia; Rodentia; Sciuridae
Gene: Nicol1
Product: NELL2 interacting cell ontogeny regulator 1
Source: RefSeq, a predicted model, not a curated record
GCGGGGUCGGGUCGGACGCAUGCGCGCGCGCGCCGGACGGAGCGUCUUCCCCAGUCGCCCGCUUCUAGUCGCGGGGUCCCCGAACCGCGGGCGGCCCGGGCUCCUCCUCGGCCAUGGCCCCCCCGCCCGCGUGCCGGUCCCUGCUGUCGCCGCUGUCGCUGCUGCUGCUGCUGCUGCUGAGCCUGGCGCUGCUGGGCGCCCGUGCCGAGCCCGCCGCCGGGAGCGUCGUCCCCGCGCAGAGCCGCCCGUGCGUGGACUGCCACGCGUUCGAGUUCAUGCAGCGCGCCCUGCAGGACCUGCGGAAGACUGCGCGCAGCCUGGACGCGCGGACAGAGACCCUCCUGCUGCAGGCCGAGCGCCGAGCCCUGUGUGCUUGCUGGCCAGCUGGGCGCUGAAGACUCUCUGCCAGUGCUAAUCCCUUUCAAUAAACGCCUGCCCCCACACUCA